UCGUCCCACCGUCAGCCCGAAAUACCAUUCCAUCAUUCACUCCAUCAGGAGUGUAUUCUUGACUGCAUACUGCAUUGCCAUUCCUUUUUCCUCCUCUCUACGGAGUCUCAACCACACCCCCUGAAGUCGCGCGCGCAUCAUGUCCAGGCCACCCCAGGGCCGUGGUCAGCCAAGGGUAGGUGCCACUUUUUAUCCCGGUGGUACAGAUGAUUACUAUGUGCCAGAGGUCAUCUCCCCUUCUCCUCAAAGAGUAAUGCCUGAGGUCCCUGAAAACAUGCAGGAUAAUCUCGCCCACAUGGAACACGAGGCUCGCAGUCCGCGAUCGUUCAGCAACAGCAGCUACCAACAAUCAUCGUACAACCAGUCGCAGUUUCCAGAUCGGUCCUCGUCUAUGCCGUCUCCCGGUUACAAUAACAACACCUUCAACACUAACAAUGGUGCACCGUCUCCGUCAUAUAAUCAGUCUACCUACGACAGCAUGGAUCAUCCAAACUUCUCUCCUUUCCCCGUGCUGCGCAACCCACCUCCCAAUGUGCCGCCUACCGACGAACAAAAGGAGGCCAAUCUAGAAAAAGGACGGGUCGCAGUCCUGUCGUCCAACGAUCCGGAUAUGCAACUGGCCUGGGCUCAGGAUGCGCUUACAUACGUCGAAAUCUCUAUGCAGAACGAAGCGCGCAUGGCCCAGAUUCAGCCUCCGCGACCACACACUCCCCAGAUUGAACAUCAGCUCAGAAUGGAUGCGAUGAAUAUUGUGACUUUCCUGGCCGAACAGCGCCACCCACAUGCCGAGUUCAUCAAAGGUAUGUGGCUAGAGUUUGGGAAAUUUGGAUUCCGAGUCGAUAAGAAGGAAGCUUUCCGCUCUUAUUCGCGAGCUGCAGAGAAAGGGUAUGCACGUGCAGAGUACCGGAUGGGUAUGCAAUUUGAAAGCUCUAAUGAGCCUGCGAAGGCUAUUAGACAUUAUGAAAAAGGUGUUUCCAUGCGGGAUUCCGCCUCGUACUACCGCCUCGGCAUGAUGAUUCUUCUAGGCCAGCAUGGACAACGACAGGAUUAUGAAAAAGGUCUAGAAUAUAUUCGGCUUGCGGCGCAGACAUGCGAUGAGAAUGCACCUCAGGGCGCCUACGUCUACGGAAUGUUACUUGCCCGAGAACUUCCUCAAGUCACAGUACCCGACCAAUUUCUGCCAGUUGAUAUCAAUGGAGCUCGAAUCAAUAUUGAAAAGGCGGCGUAUCACGGGUUUGCCAAAGCUCAGGUCAAGAUGGGAGCCGCAUACGAACUCGGCCAAUUAGGAUGUGAAUUUGACCCGGCAUUAUCUUUGCAUUACAACGCCUUGGCUGCCAGACAAGGCGAGCCAGAAGCCGAAAUGGCAAUUAGCAAAUGGUUCCUCUGUGGGCACGAAGGAUUAUUUGAAAAGAAUGACGAAAUUGCAUUCACCUAUGCUCAGCGCGCGGCACAGAAUGGCUUGCCCACGGCAGAAUUCGCGUUGGGCUACUUUUACGAAGUCGGAAUCCAUGUGCCUGUUGAUAUUCAGGAGGCUCGACGAUGGUAUGCCAAAGCUGCUGCCAGUGGUAACAAAGACGCCGCCGGACGAAUUGAUAGUAUAUCGCGAUCGAAGACGCUUUCUCGCAAAGACCACGAGCAAGUCGCCAUUGCACGGAUCAAGUCUCAGUAUGGAUCAGCCAAUCGACCUCGUCCGUCUUACGGAGGAGCAGCACAGGCUGCUCCUAUGUCGCCCCCUCAGGAGAAUCUAGAGAUGCCCGAUCCUUCACGCAUGCGGAUAUCCGAUGAUGGUUAUGGAGCACCAUACGGAGCUAAUGGACAACAAGGAUAUGGACGUGGCUCCUCCUAUGGAGCCGAUCGUCCUAGUUCGGCAUUUGGCAUCAACCCCAACAUCGGCUCUCCAGGCUAUGGUCCUGGUGGUCCUGGUCUUCCUGCAAGCCCUGCUUACGGCCGAGUUCCUUCUGCUGGUCCCGGCGCGAUGGGCUAUCGUCAAGGUGGUUCAGGUCCUAAUUCGCCUAAACUGCCACCAAGUCAGGGUGAUCCAUAUGGUAGCCCUCGACCAGAUAUUGGUUACUCCGCGCCGAUGGACCGAAGGCGCCUCCAACGACCUGAAACCCAGGGAAUGGGCGGUCCUCCUGAUCGUCGCUCGGGCAAAACACCAGACUACAACAGACCAAACCCGGGAGCUUACCCACCACGAAACCAAUCAAUGACUCCCAGCUCAAUGCCUCCGGGAGGAGCUGGACGUCCUUCUCCUGGUACAUCCCCACGACCUUCUGUGGGUGGUGCACCUCCAGGUGGUCCGAUGAGUGCUCCUCCAAGCAGUAACCCGACACCAAACCCUCCUGCAGCCGCUGCGCCUCCACCCAAGAAAGGACCAAAGACAUUCGAAGAAAUGGGUGUCCCUCAGGGGAAAUCCGAGAGCGAUUGUGUAAGUUCUUUUCCUCUGCUCAUAUAG
This is a messenger RNA of Talaromyces stipitatus ATCC 10500, 2455 nucleotides long. Its product is annotated as chitin synthase activator (Chs3), putative. The transcript has 4 exons. Bases 140 to 2455 code for a protein of 771 amino acids. The record is from RefSeq and is a predicted model, not a curated record. Gene Ontology annotation, molecular function: protein binding. NCBI's taxonomy places the organism in Eukaryota, Fungi, Ascomycota, Eurotiomycetes, Eurotiales, Trichocomaceae.